Vitis riparia (riverbank grape) is the source of this 5359-nucleotide messenger RNA. RefSeq lists its product as uncharacterized. The coding region runs from base 281 to 4684 and encodes 1467 amino acids. The transcript has 19 exons. NCBI's taxonomy places the organism in Eukaryota, Viridiplantae, Streptophyta, Magnoliopsida, Vitales, Vitaceae. The record is from RefSeq and is a predicted model, not a curated record. Gene Ontology annotation, biological process: regulation of transcription by RNA polymerase II.
AAAAACAAACCGCCCUCGCUGCCUGCAAAAAACGCGAAUCUCUCUCUUCUCGCUCUUUGUUUCUUUCUCUCUCUUCUCGAAAGCGAAAGCGAACUCGGAAAACAAAUCACUCAAAAACGGAUCUGAAAGGACCAGAACCAGAAUAACAGAAAACCCUAACCCUAGCCGCGGCUUCUCUAUUUCUUUUUUUUUUUUCAUCUGCGGGGCGAGGACUAGAACUAGAUUAGGGUUAAGGUUUAGGGUUAGGUCUAGGGUUAGGGUUAGGGUUUUCUGCGAUGGAAUGUGGGGGUGGGCGUUGUUGUGGUUCGUCGUGGUGAUGACCGGAGGCCGAUGUCACCGGCAGAAGAAGAUGAUGGGUAGGGGUGCGGAAAGAGGCUGCGGCACCGAGGAGAAGCCGUGUCCAAUUUCUAGGGCUCCAGCGAAAAUUUCAGCGAAACAGCCGGGGAAUCCAGAAAAAGAGGUAUCAUUGGGCGUCGAUUUAUAUGCCCAAGCCCGGAAAGCACUGUCUGAUCGCUGCCCAUUCGAGACAGAGGAGGCUUUGGCAAAUACUGUUUCCACACUUCCGAGUGGAUUGGCCUGUUUAUUGUCUAAACAUUCUGAUAGUAGAAAGAGACACAAGAAGUCUCAUUCUGACACAAAAUCUUCAUCCCGACAGUCUCGUGGUGCGAAUAUUUGGUUGGAGACAGAGGGGUACUUCAGAGAAUUGGCAUUUCCGGAUAUUGAAACCCUGGUUGAGGUAUCUUCUUCCGUUUCUUUAGCUACCGAGAAGAAUUUUUUGAUUCCAUAUAUAGGAAACUCCAUCGAGGUUAAUGGGGUUUCAAGUGAACUUCAGAAUGGUGAGAAUGCAAAUGGUAAUGGCAUUGUUGCUAAAGAAGAGGACAAGAAAGAGGACAAUCAGUUAAUGGAAAUUGACAGUGUGGAAACUGUAGUUUUGCCCCCGGAAGAAAAGGCUUGUUCUCAGUCCCCUCUAUCUAGUGGUCUGGAGUGGCUUUUAGGUUUGAAGAAUAAAGUUCUACUGACCUCAGAACGUCCUAAUAAGAAAAGAAAACUUUUGGGUAGUGAUGCGGGGUUAGAGAAACUUAUAAUCGCUCGACCAUGUGAAGGGAAUUCUUCUUUGUGCCACUUUUGCUGCACAGGGGACAUGGGAGAACAAUCAAACCGAUUGAUUGUUUGCCGUUGUUGUAAUGUUGCUGUGCACCAAAAGUGUUAUGGUAUGCAAGAGGACAUAGAUGAAGAAUCGUGGUUGUGUACUUGGUGUCGGCAUAAGAAUGAUAAGAAUGAUGCCAGUAACGGUGAAUCAGUGAAGCCUUGUGUGCUUUGCCCAAAGCAGGGUGGUGCUUUAAAACCUCUUCAUAAGAGUGAAGAUGAGGAGUCUAUGGAGUUUUCUCAUCUGUUUUGUAGCCAGUGGAUGCCUGAGGUUUAUGUGGAGGACACAAGGAAGAUGGAGCCUAUUAUGAAUAUUGAUGGAAUAAAGGAAACUCGGAAAAAGUUGGUAUGCAAUGUGUGUAAGGUGAAAUAUGGUGCUUGUGUUCGAUGCAGUAAUGGAGCUUGCAGAACUUCUUUCCAUCCCAUAUGUGCAAGGGAAGCAAGACACAAAAUGGAGAUUUGGGGAAAAUUUGGUUGUGACAAUCUUGAGCUACGGGCCUUUUGUUUAAAGCAUUCAGAAGUCCAGGAUGUUAGCAGCACCCAACAGUUAGGAGAUUUUUCUGCAGCUGUUGGCAGCAACACUUCAAGUCACCCACCAGUGACAUCAGUUAACAAACCACAAAAGUUAAAGAUUGGUCUCAGAAAUGGUGAUAAAAUUGCUGUUCAUAUGGAAACACCUGAUAACAAUUCCAAUAAAUUGAGUGAUGGUGAAUUUCAAGAAACGGGAUUGCCAAAUAUCAGAUCAAAGGCUGAACUUAUGUCAGGAUGUGCUGAUGCACAGCAACUCAUUGGUAUGCGUAUGCUAGAGACGAUUAACAGUGAAGGUGUUAAUCCAUCCGACUCCAUAAAUCUUGCACUGAUUCUAAAGAAGUUAAUUGAGCGGGGGAAAGUCACUGUGAAAGAUGUAGCACUGGAUAUUGGAGUUUCACCUGAUUCGUUGGCUGCAACACUUGCUGAUGAUCACUUGGUCCCUGACUUGCAAUGCAAAAUACUGAAAUGGCUUAAGGAUCAUGCUUACAUGGGUACCUUGCAAAAAAAUUUGAAAGUCAAAAUAAAAUCUGCAAUUUCAUCGACGGAUGAAAUUGGAGAAGUUGAUGGUUCUAAUGCUGUGCUUGUCUCUGAGACUGAUAUUCCAGAACCAGUUCCUGUGAAGUCAGUUCCCCCACGGAGAAGAACCAAAAGCAACGUUAGAAUUUUGAAGGAUAACAGAAUAAUAUGCUCAUCUGAAGAAACAUUUAGUGACAAUGGAACAGUAAUGGAUGAAGUUAACACAGAUCAACUUGCUGGUGAACUUGAAAAUUCAAGCAAAAGAUCUUUUCCUAGUGCCACUGAAAAGCCUUUUACCAAGCCUGUUGGGUUUCAAGAUUCUUUGGAAAGGCAUUCACCUAAAUUUGAAAGUAGUGAACCUUCAAACUGCAGUCUUUCUGAUAGUGGCCGAAUUGAGGAGGAUGGUGCUGAGGAUAAUACUUUGGUGAAUUUAAACAAGGAAAAUCCUGUUUGUUCAGUUGUGGAUCCAGUUCCUCCUGAUCUGAUAAACACAAAAACAGUAUCUGGUUCUUACAUUCACCCACUUAUCUACCAGAAGCUGAGGCAAACACAGAGUGGGUUGCUUUUAAAGAACACAAUUUGUAAGUUUGAAGGUUCAGGGGGCCCAGAAAUUUCUCCUAUGGAAACAUCUUCUUAUGUCAGAGUUCCUUGCAAUCACCAAAGUCAACAUUCAACAUGCACUGAAACGAUUUGUAAAUCUGAUGGAGAAAAUUUAGAGCAGUUGGUUAAGGCUAGGAAUACAGGGGUUUUAGAACUUUCUCCUGAAGACGAAGUUGUAGGGGAACUUAUUUAUUUUCAGAAUAGGCUUCUUGGCAAUGCCGUUGCAAGAAAGAACCUUAGUGAUGAUUUAAUUUGUAAGGUUGUGAAGAGUCUACCUCAGGAGAUUGAAGUGGUGCGGAAGCAAAAAUGGGACUCUGUGCUUGUUAACCAGUAUCUUUGUGAGCUUAAAGAAGCAAAGAAGCAGGGAAGGAAAGAAAGGAGGCACAAAGAAGCACAGGCUGUGCUUGCUGCUGCAACUGCUGCUGCUGCAGCUUCUUCUAGGAUUUCAUCGUUUAGGAAAGAUGCCAUUGAUGAAUCUGCUCAUCAGGAGAAUCUGUUGAAGGUAAACACUUCUAGUGGACGGGCUGGGCUUUCCUCUCAGCCAAUGCCACGAGCAAAGGAGACACUCUCAAGGGUUGCUGCGCCAAGGGUUUCAUCAGAAAAGUUUUCUGAUUUUGUCCAAUCUAACUUAGAUUUUUCUAAAGAGCAUGGUAGAUCGUGUGACAUUUGCAGACGCUCUGAGACAAUUUUGAAUCCAAUUUUAGUCUGUUCCAGUUGCAAGGUGGCUGUUCACUUGGAUUGCUAUCGUAGUGUUACAGAUUCUCCAGGUCCAUGGUAUUGUGAACUAUGUGAAGAAUUAGUGUCAUCUAAAGGCUCUAGAGCUCCAGCUGUCAAUUUCUGGGAGAAGCCUGCCUUUGCUGUAGAAUGUGGUCUUUGUGGUGGCAAUGCUGGUGCUUUUAGAAAGACAACUGAUGAUCAAUGGGUUCAUGCUUUCUGCGCUGAGUGGGUGCUUGAAUCAACAUUCAGAAAGGGACAAGUAAAUCCUGUUGAAGGAAUGGAGACAGUUUCAAAGGGGAGUGAUGUUUGUUAUAUCUGUCAUCGCAAAAAUGGUGUCUGCAUAAAGUGUAACUAUGGUCACUGUCAGAGCACUUUUCAUGCUUCUUGUGCUCGAAGUGCCGGUUUGUACAUGAAUGUGAAGACUGGUGCUGGCAAGCUGCAGCACAAAGCAUAUUGUGAAAAACAUAGCUUGGAGCAGAGGGCAAAGGCCGAGACACAAAAAGCUGGAAUUGAAGAGUUAAAGAACAUUAAACAAAUUAGGGUUGAACUAGAGAGGUUACGCCUUCUUUGUGAGAGAAUUAUCAAACGAGAAAAAUUGAAGCGGGAAUUGAUACUUUGUUCACAUGACAUACUUGCUUCAAAAAGAGACUCUGUUGCUUUGUCUGUGCUUGUCCAUAGCCCCUUCUUCCCUCCUGAUGUUAGUUCAGAAUCAGCUACAACAUCUCUUAAAGGCCAUAUGGAUGGCUACAAAUCAAGUAGUGAAGCUGUCCAGAGAUCAGAUGACAUAACAGUGGACAGCACAAUUUCUGGUAAGCACUGUAUGAAGCUUCCUGUCUCCAUGGACAGUGACCAAAAGACAGAUGACAGCUCCACAUCCCAGCACCUUUGUACAAGAAAGCCUUCAGAGAGGACUUCAUUUUGUGGGAAGCAAAUCCCUCUUAGACCUUCAUCUGUUGCAUCUCGGAAUGUUUCGGGUGAGGUUGAGAAAAGAUCAAAAUCCAGAAAGCACACUGAAACAUUUGAAAAGGAGCUGGUAAUGACAUCAGAUCAAGCAUCUGUGAAGAAUCAACGAUUACCUAAAGGAUUUGUUUAUGUUCCUAUUGGUUGCCUUUCGAAGGAGAAACAGAUCAACCAGGAUGCAUGUCCUCGUGAAUCAGUGGAACGUGAUGGGUAGACUCAAGGCAUCUCCUUUUGGGUUUUGGGUUUGCCUGCUGGGGGCCUAAUCACCUGUCCCGGAUGUACAUUUUUCUGCCUGGAAACUGCCUUGGUCAAAUGAAUAUGACGAAAAAAAAAAACGGUGGAAUUGAUCCUGAGAUAAGGUUCUGGCUCGUGUUUCCUUAUAAAUAGGACUCACAUUCUGGUUCACAUAAGGAAGUUUUGGCGUCAUUGUUGUAUAUUCACUCUGAGAGUAACUGUACAGUGGUUGAGGGUGUGUUUCCCUUACAUUUGUGCGAGGGGCUUGAGCCACUUCAUCUUGAUGCAUGUCUCUGGUGGAAGGGCGAAAUAGAGGCCUCUGCUUCCUUUAACUGUACAAGGAGUUAGAAGGUAUCGCCUACUGUGCGUGCUCUGUAAAGUUAGUGUAUAUAUUGUUACAAUAUCAACCCAGGAGCGAUUGCCCCCAACAUCGGAUUGAUACAGAGCAUUUAAAUUAUUAGUCAAAAUGCCACCAUAUUGAUUGGUUCCGAUCAGUUCUAAAAGUGGUUGUGUUUCACAGGUUUACUGACAUUAGUUAAUUAGAGGGUGGGUUCAAAGUGGGUUCUUUUGAUUGUUCUCCAUUAGUGAAGUUUCAGCCCUGCCUCUCAUUGGUUUUGGGUUUUCAUUUAAUGAUAUUCUGCAUCAUUCAAUUGCA